Molecule: messenger RNA, 1869 nt
Organism: Opisthorchis viverrini
Lineage: Eukaryota; Metazoa; Platyhelminthes; Trematoda; Opisthorchiida; Opisthorchiidae
Exons: 9
Coding region: 85-1509 (474 amino acids)
Biological process (GO): amino acid transmembrane transport
Cellular component (GO): vacuolar membrane
Molecular function (GO): amino acid transmembrane transporter activity
Source: RefSeq, a predicted model, not a curated record
AGUUGCUUUGUUACUCCUGGGUUAUUCUUUUACUCGGUAUCAUUACCAACCUGUGAGAAGCGCUUAUCUGCUUACGUCGGACUGAUGUCUUCCGACAAAAGACACGUCAACAAUCAGGAGACGCCUCCAGCGACGGAUGCGCUCAGCGUUUCUACCGUCGACGAUUUGGAAGAAAGCAUCUUGAUUGUCGCAGACCCACAUAAUCUCGGCGAAAAUCUUACUGAACCGCAUACACUUAUGAACUUCAUUAAGGGUAAUAUUGGCACUGGAGUACUGUCUAUGCCUGUGGUUCUUCGGUACUCGGGAUUAUGGACAGGCUUUUUCAUGAUCAUUUUUGCUGGCUCUGUGGCAAGCUAUCUCAUGAAAGUAUUGGUACGCACCUCUCGGUCUGUGCGAGAAAAAUAUAAUUUAGACCGUUCAAAAAUGGAUUAUACCGAAACCGUUUUUUAUGUGUUCAAAUAUGGACCUCCCUGUCUGCGAAAACCCAAAGGGAAGAUCAAGCAUACAGUAAAUGUCUUCCUGAUUGUCACACAAAUUGGAUUUUCCUGUGUCUACACUCUGUUUAUCACGGACAAUCUACGUUAUUUUCUGCACGCUUUCUUUCCUGACCUGUACCUCAAUUUCUAUGUCGUUGCACUCAUCGUGUGCGUUUGCCUCAUCCCCAUGAGCUUAUGGAGCAGCAUGCGCGUUCUCGCCCAUCUGUCCGCGGUGGCUAAUCUAGCCACCCUAAUUGGAGCAAUGCUCAUAUUUGCCUAUCUUCUGAGUUCGGGGCUGUUGCCUUUUUCUACCUUACCGGUGUAUACGAAUCCUCGUGGAAUUCUGAUUGGCUUCAGUAUUGUGAUGUUCUCUUUUGAAGGUAUCAGCCUGGUUCUCCCAAUUGAGAGUAAAAUGGCUCAUCCUGAAUUUUACCUGCACCCGUUCGGCGUACUCAGUGUUGGUAUGACCAUCAUUAUUUCUUUGAAUGCCGCGUUCGGCUUCUUUGGCUAUCUCAAAUUUGGUGAAAAGGCCGAGGGGACCAUCACACUGAACAUUCCCCAUUCCCCUUGGUGGUUUAGCCCGGUUCAACCACUGUUUGUUGUGGCUAUCUGCUUCACCUAUCUCUUGCAAUUCUACAUUCCUGCAUCAAUUUUCGCCCGCCUGAUGGAGAAGUUGCGUUGUCAUCGAGAGGCAUCCGAAAGAAGGCGGUAUAUCAACUUGAAAGUGAUGCGCGCACUUUUGGUGAUGUUUGCAUAUGUCAUGGUAAUCACCAUACCCAAGCUGGAUUUGAUGAUCUCACUGAUUGGCGCUUUUGCAAGUUCAAUACUGGCCUUCAUUUUGCCGCCAGUUCUGGAAAUCGUACAUCUGUGGGAAGACCGUCACCAUAUCAAAUGGUUCUGGCUCACGGUAGUUGUAAAGCACGCGUUUUUCCUUUGUAUUGGUUUGCUCAGUUUCGUUGGCGGCACAGUGGCGACCCUACUGCAACUAAUCGAAGCAUUUAACACACCUGACCAACCAAAAUCAUUGUGGUAAUUCUACCUGGCUGUCAUGCAUCUUGUACCUGUCUGUCUAUAAUUGUGUGAUGCCUUCCUCUGCUAACGAGUUUAUCCUACCCACGUCAUUUUCUCAUACUUGUGAUGGAUCAACAUUCCUUUGCCGCAGCAGAUUUUGUGAUUUGUCUUCAACUUGUAUUUUUUUGACAGAAUUUUGAGUUGAUACACAAUUUUUUUAAAAAUUUUAUUACUACUAAUCAUUUCCUGGCCACCUCGAUUUGUUCCUUUUUUCUAUCGAAUUUUCUACUUUAACAAACACAAUUCUAAAGAUUUGAAGCGUAUCCCCACGGCUCGUGGUAAAACGCUUACGGAUACAUGUCACAAUACAAUAAUCCUGGUA